AUGGACGGAAGGAAAACCGCAAACCAUAACAUGAAUAGCAAAAGUAAAAAUAUUGUUACAACUCCAGGGGGACAGGAUCUCCAGGAUUCGUUGGUAGCAAGUGGAUCUGGUGUAAAAAUCAGGUCCAACGGAGCGGGCUUGCUACUUUCGUUACCAGUCAACCGUGACAAAUCGGAUGAGGGGGUGUCCAGCAUGGCCCCGGAUUCUGACAAACGUGCUACUGCUGAGACAGACGUGUCUCCGGGUACGUAUCCAAGGGUUAUGUUGUAUAUUAUACAUCGCAUAGAUAGAAAAUUGUCUCUAAACUCAAGAGCCACACUCGAUAUCCACCAUGUCAUUGGUAAGUAUCUAAUACACUCCAACGACCCGAGACAUAAUAACAAAAUAUACAAGUACCUAUACUGCCGAUAUAAGUGCUAA
Messenger RNA from Macrosiphum euphorbiae (potato aphid), 420 nucleotides. NCBI's taxonomy places the organism in Eukaryota, Metazoa, Arthropoda, Insecta, Hemiptera, Aphididae. The record is from the annotation of a GenBank genome assembly.